GUAGACAGGAAGAGGAAGUGAAGUCCGCUUCGGUGGUAAAGUUUGUUAGCCAAGAAUAACCAUAACACAACUGUCCUCGCCUGACAACUAAGGCUUUUACCGUUAUGGGUACCGCAGCCACUAAAUUACAGAAGGAUCAGUUGUCGGAGUAUCAGGAGCUCACAUUCCUCACCAAACAAGAAAUUCUGCUGGCUCAUAAAAGAUUCAAUGAACUCCUGGACAGAAAUGAGAGGCAACAACUCAGUUCCCGGGUACCCAUGAAUAAGAUUUGUACUUUGCCGGAGCUCAAGUCCAAUCCCUUUCGAAAAAGGAUCUGCCAUGUCUUCUCCACCUCAGAGCUGAAGGAUGGGAGCUUGAGCUUUGAAGACUUCUUGGAUCUCUUGAGCGCCUUCAGUGAUUCAGCAACGCUGGAAAUCAAAUCGCACUAUGCUUUCAGAAUUUUUGAUUUUGAUGAUGAUGGGACACUUGAUUCUGGAGAUCUCGAGAAGUUGGUGAACUGUCUGACUGGGGAGUCUGCAGACACGAGACUCUCUCCUGAGGAAAUGAUUCAGCUCAUAAACAAUAUUCUUGAGGAAUCAGACAUUGAUAAAGAUGGGACUGUAAACCUCUCUGAAUUCCAGCAUGUUAUCUCCAGGUCUCCAGAUUUUGUUAGUUCCUUCAAGAUUGUGCUGUGAAGAUAACUGAGAACCAAAGACUUUUUUUUUUUGUUUUUUUUUACGCCCAGCUCAUUUUCAACACACAUGCACUUUGCUCUUCACCCAAAAGUACUACUGUAACAUUAACUGUGGUUGUUUUUUUUUCCCGUAUCUGUAUUUCAGCUGCCUUUGUAAUAGCAAAGAUUUUUAUUUUCUCUAUUCUUAUUAACUCUUGUUAACUCUUAUUAACUGUUUGUUUGGACAUGUAUUUGUAUAUUUGAUAAAUGCUUGUACGUUUCCUUUA
This is a messenger RNA of Ictalurus furcatus (blue catfish), 939 nucleotides long. It is a transcript of the gene cib1, whose product is annotated as calcium and integrin binding 1 (calmyrin). The record is from RefSeq and is a predicted model, not a curated record. NCBI's taxonomy places the organism in Eukaryota, Metazoa, Chordata, Actinopteri, Siluriformes, Ictaluridae. The coding region runs from base 105 to 674 and encodes 189 amino acids. The transcript has 7 exons. Gene Ontology annotation, molecular function: calcium ion binding.